UUUUUUAUUAAUAUGCAAGUUUCCAAAAGAAAGAUUGACUUCCACUGGUACUUCCAUACCUGAGGUAUUCGUUAGUUAACCUCUGCCAAACAUCAAAUACUUGCAAAAGAGGGGAAUUCGCAAAAAAUGGCUUUAGCAAUAGAAAGAAUAGCAAAAUAUGCAAUUCCAAUUAGUAUUGGAUUUACCAUGCUCCAGUCUUCCAUUUAUGAUGUGCCUGGUGGAAAAAGAGCAGUAUUGUUUGACCGACUUUCAGGUGUUCAAAAGCAGGUUGUUCAGGAAGGAACCCACUUUUUAAUUCCUUGGGUUCAAAAGUCCAUUGUGUAUGAUGUUCGAACACGUCCCAGGAACAUUGCUACAACGACAGGUAGUAAAGACUUGCAGAUGGUAUCAUUGACUCUUCGUGUGUUACAUCGCCCUGAGAUUGGAAUGCUUCCUCAAAUUUACCAAAACCUUGGUUUGGAUUAUGACGAACGUGUGCUUCCUUCAAUUGGUAAUGAAAUUUUGAAAUCUGUGGUUGCUCAAUUUGAUGCGGCCGAACUUAUUACUCAACGUGAGGUUGUAUCUGCUAAAAUUCGUCAGGAACUUGUUCAAAGAGCCACUGAAUUCGGUAUUCGUUUGGAAGACGUUUCUAUUACUCACAUGACUUUCGGUAAAGAGUUUACUAAGGCUGUUGAACGAAAACAAAUUGCUCAACAGGAAGCUGAAAGAGCCCGGUUUUUAGUCGAGCAAGCUGAGCAAGAGAAACAGGCCAAUAUCAUUCGUGCCGAAGGUGAAGCUGAAGCAGCCGAUUUUGUCUCGAAAUCUCUUGAUAAGGCUGGUAAUGCUUUGAUUCAAAUCCGUAGCUUGGAAACGAGCAAACAAAUUGCUUCAGCUCUUGCUGAGAAGGGUUCUCAAGUAACAUAUCUUCCUUUUGGCGGAAAUGUUGGCGCAUCUGGCAAUGAGAAGUCAGGAUCAUCAAGUGGAUUUCUUUUGAAUUUGAAUCCCUAAAAUGGGGGACUUGGAAGCUAUCUUUUUUUUUUUGAUUUAAGAUUUGCCGUACUUUUCAAGUAGCAAGCAAGUACGCAGUUUCUUAUAUAAGCGGUAGUCUACUGUUCCUUAUUCUUUAUGAUCCAUUUUUAUGUGUUUAAUAUCAUUAGGUCUUUGAUGCAUUCACCCGUAUAGCUGUUUGCAAAUAAAAAUGCUAAAUUGUUUUUUUGUUUUAUCAACCUACUCGUGUCAAAUAUUCUUCAUUUUGCUUUUAAGCAGGUGCAUUUAUAAGAGGAGUCGCAUGGUAAAGCAACAAAUAUGUGGAAAUUCAAUUAAUAAAAUUACAGUGGAACACAAUUCAUAAAAUAAAUAGCAAUAUUCAAGUAGGAAAGGUAUAUUUUGUUUUUCAAAGUUGU
Molecule: messenger RNA, 1382 nt
Organism: Schizosaccharomyces octosporus yFS286
Lineage: Eukaryota; Fungi; Ascomycota; Schizosaccharomycetes; Schizosaccharomycetales; Schizosaccharomycetaceae
Product: prohibitin Phb1
Exons: 1
Coding region: 127-987 (286 amino acids)
Biological process (GO): mitochondrion organization
Cellular component (GO): mitochondrion; membrane
Source: RefSeq, a predicted model, not a curated record